AUGGCAACCCCACAGAAACUCGUCGAAGGCAUCAACGCUCUCGUCCUCGAGGUCGAGAAGGUUGUCGCUGCCGCAGCAACAUCUUCAACUGAACAAACCCCUGCACAGGAAGCUACUGCUGCAGUGGAGUCCGAAGAGAAUAAAUCGUGUGUUCGAGGCAAUGACGAUGCACCCAAGGGCAUACCAGCUGCGGCCGAGACAGAAGAUCCAGCUGAGGGAGAAGCAUCUGGCUCAGGAGCCAGCUCUUUCGUCGAAGUCGAGAAUGACUCUGCACCCACAAUGCCUAAAGAAAUCAAGCUCGACUCACAGUAUCUUGAUGGCUAUGUCGAGGCUCACAAAGAACAAGCUCGUACGAACGCUGUUCCGACUGCUAAAUCUGCAGAGUCCGAGGAGUCCGAGAAAAACAAAUCUUACGUUCGGGGUUAUAAUGGUACUCCUGCCGAGUUGUUAAAGUUUUGGGAUGAGAAAGCCAAGUGGAGUCAGCUUGGAUAUAAUAAUCAACUCAGGGGAAUGCGAGGAGAAGAGUUCGAGAAGCCUGGAGCGUUCUAUGAACAGGACGGACAUAAGGCACAGGCAUAUUGUGCUGGAUACAAUUCUGCCCGAGAUACUGGCUACGCCUACCUUCGUGGUUAUAGAGAUGCCCGAUCUGGGAAGCCCUGGGACCUGCCUAAGUAUGGACAUAACCCAGCGGAUGUAAAAGAGUAUGGUGGCGAAUGUUGCCAUUGCGAAGAGGAUCAUAUUGAGUGUGAAUGCACUUGUGACCCAGAAAGCGAGGUGAGCACGGAAAACGAAGAAAGUUAUGCAGACACGGAGAAAGACAUCUGCUACCACUGCUCAGACGACUCUCGGCAUGAGCGGUGCCCAUGCACUUGUGGCACCUCAAAAGGAUGCGAUACGAACACCUUCCGCGGCACCUGCUACCAUUGCUCCCACGCCGCAAUCCAUAAAUUCUGCCCGUGCCUUUGCGGCAACUCGGUAACAUAUGGCCGAGAGGAGGAGUUCGGGAUUCGGCCCCUUGUCCGCACUGAUCCGUCCAGAACUGGGGGUUCCAGAACCACGACUCCUGGAACUGAGACGGCUAGAUCUGAAUCUCUUAGAACCGAGACACAUAACUCAGAACGGGAAGCUCUAGAGGCAGGCUUGUGGAGGGAGGUUGCUCGUCAGAAUGAAGAGUUCGCGCGAUGGCAAGAACAUCGUACUCGCGCCGCCGAUACCCUCAGAGAAGUCAUCGAAGCAAUUAAGCGGUAUCGAGAGGAUCGAGAACAAGCAGUGGAUAGAAUUCGCCUUGAGCAAGAAACAGAGGAAGAAUUUGCGCUGGCCAGAAUCCGAGAAGCAGCACUCCUCGCGAGACGUGAGGUACAGCGUCUGAUAGAUCUCCGAGAGCGGGAAUGGCAGCAAGACGACAGCUGGUUGGCUGUUGUACCGCGUCCUGCAUGGCUAGCAGAGUUUUUCCGUGCUCGAGUGACCACCUUGGCCGCGGAGCUCCAUGAGAACGCUGAAAGAGCUGCAUCGGCCGCAUUGUUAGGCACUCCAGACGUGCUUCGUCGAUUGGGCAUUCUAGAGCGGGACGAUUGGGAGCUUGCAGUGGUAGACUACCGCGCCCGCAUGAACGCUUUGCACGAAGAGUUCCGACUGACAGCGGCAGCAGCUCGACACCUCUCAUGUGCUGACACCCGAACUAUCGUCGAGCGGUAUCUGGACAACCGAUCAUUGAGCUCUAUUCUGCAGCCUGAUCAAGAAUCAGAUAAUGACGACUUACUGGGGGAGGACUUUGGUGCCGCGCCCCUGACUCGCAUCCUAUUUGGUGAGCGCCUUGGUCUUCGUCCAAUAUCACCUCCUCGCCCAUCUAAUGUUGACUCCCAGCCAAUGCCCCUCCGCCUCGGAGGUCUUGGUCCGUUCCCCGACCUUCCUGAGAGAGUCGCAUUCGCUCGCUUUAGAGGUCUUGGUCCCUUCUGCGACGACUCUGACGCACCUUGCCCUCAUUCGUAUGGACCUUAUUGAACAUGCU
Molecule: messenger RNA, 2008 nt
Organism: Hyaloscypha bicolor E
Lineage: Eukaryota; Fungi; Ascomycota; Leotiomycetes; Helotiales; Hyaloscyphaceae
Exons: 8
Coding region: 1-2001 (666 amino acids)
Source: RefSeq, a predicted model, not a curated record